Molecule: messenger RNA, 809 nt
Organism: Synchiropus splendidus (mandarinfish)
Lineage: Eukaryota; Metazoa; Chordata; Actinopteri; Syngnathiformes; Callionymidae
Gene: them6
Product: thioesterase superfamily member 6
Exons: 3
Coding region: 151-771 (206 amino acids)
Source: RefSeq, a predicted model, not a curated record
CUCCACCCUUCCGUGGGUACAACACCAGAUCAUGCGGUCCAGGCUGUCACCUCCAUGGGAGAAGGUCCUCUGCCCACAGUGGUCAUCGGACGCUCAGGAAAAUGAGGCGCCUUCCCUUUGAAGUCGGGAUUGCAGGAUUUCAUUCGGAGAAUGUGCGACUUGUCCUUCCUGAUGGGGGCGCUGGUGGGCCUGCUGGCGCUCUUCUGCUCCCUGGACGUGUGGUACUUCCUGCGGGCGGCCUUUGUGGUGGCGCGAGCCUGGUUCCAGCCGGUGGUCCGGGACGUCACGGGCGAGCAGGUGCUGAGCGGCCGCGUCACGCCUCAUGACAUCGACAUGUGCCACAUGAACAACGCUCGCUACCUGCGAGAGUGCGACUUUGCCCGCUUCUCCCUCUACGUCCGCAACGGCGUCUUCAAGGCCCUGCGAGCCCUGGGAGGCUCCAUGGUGGUCAGCGCCACCACCAUCCGCUACCGCCGGGCACUCUGCAUUGGUGAGAGCUACCAGCUGCGCAGCCGCAUCCUCGCCUGGGACCAGAAGGCUUUCUUCCUGGAGCAGAGGUUCGUCUCCAGCAGAGACGGGCUGGUGUGCGCCGUCAUGUACUGCAAGCAGAGCGUCAUACGCUGCAGCCCGGACAAGAUCAUGGAGCAUCUCUGCAAGAGAAAGGUGGAGACCCCCGAGUUCCCGGAGGACCUUCAGCACUGGGUCAACUUCAUCUCCAGCAGCAGCCAGGCCCUGCGGGCAGAGAGUGGACUGACGGAGAAAGACAAGUGACGCUGGCGCUGACGGACUGUUUUCAAGGUGACGUCGAG